Molecule: messenger RNA, 1783 nt
Organism: Heteronotia binoei (common prickly gecko)
Lineage: Eukaryota; Metazoa; Chordata; Lepidosauria; Squamata; Gekkonidae
Product: zinc finger protein 160-like
Exons: 1
Coding region: 53-1783 (576 amino acids)
Biological process (GO): regulation of transcription by RNA polymerase II
Molecular function (GO): RNA polymerase II cis-regulatory region sequence-specific DNA binding; DNA-binding transcription factor activity
Source: RefSeq, a predicted model, not a curated record
UGCAGGUAAGAAAACUUUCACUGAAAUAUCAGUUAUUAAUGUUCAACAAUGGAUGUGUAACAGAAAGAAAAUACAUAAGUGCAUGGAGUGUGGUAAAAGUUUUGGAAGAAAAGAUACCCUCCUCUCCCACCAAAGGACACACAUAGGAGAGAAACCAUACAAAUGCCUGGAGUGUGGGAAAAGCUUCAGUCAAGGUAGAAGCCUUACUUCGCACCAAAGGGUACACACAGGGGAAAAACCAUACACAUGCUUGGAGUGUGGAAUAAGCUUCAGUCACAGUUCAGACCUUCAUCGUCAUCAGAAAAUUCACACAGGGGAGAAACCAUACAAAUGCCAGGAGUGUGAGAAAAGUUUCAGUUGCAGUUCACAGCUUAAUGUCCAUCAGAAAAUUCACACAGGGGAGAGACCAUGCAAAUGCCUUGAGUGUGGGAAAAGCUUUGUUGAUAGUUCCAACCUGACAUCCCAUCGAAAAAUUCACAUAGGGGUGAAACCGUAUAAAUGCCUGGAGUGUGGAAAAAGCUUCAGCCGGAGUUCCAGUCUUACUUCCCAUCAAAGAAUUCACACAGGGGAAAGACCAUAUGAAUGCCUGCAGUGUGGGAAAAGGUUCAAUCACAAUGCACACCUUACUUUCCACCAAAGGACACACACUGGGGAAAAACCAUAUAAAUGUCAGGAGUGUGGGAAAAGUUUUGGAAGAAAAUAUACCCUCCUCUCCCACCAGAAGACACACACAGGGGAGAAACCAUAUAAAUGCCUGGAGUGUGGGAAAAGCUUCAGUCACAGUGGAAGCCUUACUUUGCACCAAAGGAUACACACAGGAGAAAAACCAUAUAAAUGCCUAGAGUGUGGGAAAAGCUUCACUGACGGGGCCAAUCUUACUUCCCAUCAAAGAACUCACACAAGGGAGAAACCAUAUAAAUGCCUGGAGUGUGGGAAAAGCUUCCCUCGGCGUUCCAGUCUUAGUUCCCAUCAAAGAAUUCACACAGGGGAGAAACCAUACAAAUGCCUGGAAUGUGGGAAGAGCUUCCGUCACAGUUCAUACCUUAAUGUCCAUCAGAAAAUCCACACAGGGGAGACACCAUACAAAUGCUUGGAGUGUGGGAAAAGCUUCAGUGAUAGUUCACACCUUCAUCGUCAUCUGAAAAUUCACACAGGGGAGAAACCGUAUAAAUGCCUUGAGUGUGGGAAAAGCUUUAGUUACAGUGAAAGCCUUACAUUCCAUCAAAUAAUUCACAAAGGGAAAAAACCAUACAAAUGCCUGGAAUGUGGGAAAAGCUUCAGUCACAUUUCAUACCUUAGUGUCCAUCAGAAAAUUCACACAGGGGAGAAACCAUAUAAAUGCCUAGAGUGUGGGAAAAGCUUCAGUCACAGUGGAAGCCGUACUUUCCAUCAAAGGAUACACACAGGGGAAAAACCAUAUCAAUGCCUGGAGUGUGGGAAAAGCUUCAGUAAGAGUUCCAGUCUUACUUCCCAUCAAAGAAUCCACACAGGGGAAAAGCCAUAUAAAUGCCUGCAGUGUGGGAAAAGGUUCAGUCAAAAUGCAAACCUUACUUUCCACCAAAGGAUACACACUGGGGAAAAAACAUAUAAAUGCCAGGAGUGUGGGAAAAGUUUUGGAAGAAAAGAUCAUCUCAUAUCCCAUCAAAGAAUUCACACAGGGGAGAAAUACAAAUGCCUGGAGUGUGGAAAGAGCUUCAGUCACAGGGCACACCUUCAUUGCCAUCAGAAAACUCACACUGGGAGAAACCAUACAAAUGCCUGGAGUGUGAGAAAAGCUUCAUAG